AUAAAAAUUAUUAUAUAUACUAACUGUUUGAUAAUUGUUUAAAAAAAAUUUUCUAUCAAAAUAAUAUAUACAAUCAACAAAUUUGUGAGAUAUAUAACUAUUGUAUAACGUCUCAUUCUUUAUUGUGAUAUUAAACACACAUUAUUAAAUGCUUUAUGAAAAUAAAAUAUGUAACUUAUAGUUAUAACUGCAUACUUGAUGAGUAUAUUAUCAAGAAAAUUUAAUUUGUCACAAUAGCAGAUACGAUAAAUUUAAUUCAUAUUUCUAUAACUCCAGUCAUCGUUUCUAUGAUUACAUAUCACUUAAAAAGAAAAAAAUUUAAAUGCUGCUAGAUAAGACAAAAUGCUGAAAUAAUAUUUUAAAUGCAUGUAUAUAUAAUACGCAAGUUGGUUAUUUUAUGAUUUAAACAGUUUGCAUUUAAAUAACACAUAAUCAGCAAAUUUUAAGACAAAAAUAUAACGAAGUAAAUUUAAAAACUGAUAUAUAUCUCACAGUACCCAUUCCAGCAAUUGUUUUUAAAACGUCAACCAAUUUUAAACCAAUCGCAGUGUCAAAAGAAAUGCUAAUUCAUCAUUUUGAAAUUCUACUGUAAGAUUGUAUAAGAGUAUGUGUGAUCACCACAGUCAUUCGAUCAAAAGCGUUAUAAGCAACAUGACAUCACAAAGUAUUAACAACGAAGAAUUUUUACAAAUUCUAAAUAAUAUGAAAAGUGAACCGCUGUCUCCACUACUUGGCGAAGAAGAAUUCACAGAUAUAAUAAACGAGAUGAAAAUUGAACCACUUUCGCAAACAAUGUCUCAAGAAUUAUUACCAGAUUUUUGGAAUAUGGAUGAUUAUUAUUUAAAUAUAGUUAAUGAAAUAGAAAAUCCUGCAUCAUAUUCGAUGAUCGAUGCGGGCCAACAUCAAACUUGGUUAAAUGAAACGAAUCAGUUAAAUAAUGAAUCAGUUAAUGGAAAUUGUCUUCAUCUCGGAGCACAUCCAUGGUUGAAUUUUGAUACGGAAGAAGAUUUAUUGGACCUAAUAACACAGGGAACGUGGGUUGAUGAUGUAAAGACAUCAGAUUACCAAGAAAUGAUAAAAGACGUUAGGAGUUGGAAUAAUGAAUUUGACGAUGAAGAAUGUUUUUAUAAUGAUUUAUAUAAACAAUUAGAAUACUUACGAGUAUUUAUAUUCUACGCGGAUAUAAAAAGUAAGUAAAAUCUAUAUAUUUUCAUUAUAAAUAAGAUUUAAUAUGUUUUCCAUAGGUUAACGAAGAAAAAUAUAAAAAAAUAAUCGUAAGUAACCAUGGAAUAAAUUAAUUUUAUUAUAAUUAUUAACCAUUAUUACUCUGAAUAGGUAGGUUAAUAACAUACAUCUGAAAUAGCAAAACACCCCUCAUCUGUAUUAUGAAAGUAAAAAAGUAUUCUCCAUGUCAAUGAAAUGUAAGUAAUUAUAGUAUCUACAUAUUUUCAUUAUCAAUAACAUUUAAUAAUUCAUUAUAGACUAUCACAGAAUAUUCGAGUAGAUUGAUAUUACAAAUAUAAAACAGUAUAACAUAGUAGACUCCACCUCGAAUUAAUUAUUAUACAUCAAUUUAAUCAUAAGUAUAAUACUAUUAUUAUUAUUAUUAUCCUACACUUAAUUAAACAUGUUAAAAAAUAAUAUUAUUAUUUAAUUUUAUUUAAACUAUUAUUGAUUUUUUUAGAAUACAAGUCUGUAAUGAUUCUUAUUUUUGAGUGUACAUUAAAUGAAGAGACUCCAAAGACUGUAGAAAAGAAACUCAAUACAAAAACACAAAAAUCAUCAUCACCACAAACAAUCUAGUUAAUAAGUAGAUAAUAAGUUUAGAUACUAAGUUUAGUUUUAUUUUAAAUCAAAUAUUUAUUUAAAUCAAUACAAAGAUAGAUUAUACAAGCA
Messenger RNA from Daktulosphaira vitifoliae (grape phylloxera), 1896 nucleotides. RefSeq lists its product as uncharacterized. The record is from RefSeq and is a predicted model, not a curated record. Lineage: Eukaryota; Metazoa; Arthropoda; Insecta; Hemiptera; Phylloxeridae. The coding region runs from base 607 to 1197 and encodes 196 amino acids. The transcript has 5 exons.